CAACUGAGCAAAGGGCUGUAGCUGAUGAAAGCUAGUGCAGUCUCAGUUGAAGAGGAAAGGAGUUUCAGUAAACCGGAGAAACUAAAAGGACAUAUUUCAGCAAACGAUGCUCUGUGUGAGGUGAUUUCGGGAACCUUUGAGGCUUCACAACCAUGGAAGAACCCGUCUCAAGUAUUCAAUCAGCAGAUUUCAAAUCCCUCUCAGCGUGCGAGCUGUUGAUUCUGCACACGGCCGAGGCGCAGGAGUGGGCCAUAUAUUUACAGCAGAUCUUGAAAUCUUCUAGGAAAUUCCGCAAAAGUUCUAUUUUGCUGUACGCAGUCAGCCCAGCCGCUCAGCUCCAUGGAUAUAACUUUGACUACUUCCAAAGUUGCAAGUGCAUUGUGCUGCUGCUCACAACAGCAUUCCUGGACAUGAUCUGUGAACCUGAACUGCAGGGAGCACUUCAUAGACUCCUUUAUCCGCCGCACAGAGUAGUGGUGCUGCUGUGCGGCAUCGCAGAGGAUGACAUACUGACAGAGAGUUUCGAAGACUGGCAGAGCUGGAGAAAACUCUCCGCUGAUGACGAGCCUGCUGUCUAUGUCACCACCAUUUUGGAGUCCAUCACUGACAAUAGACGCGUGGAGGAAGAAUAUCAGAGUGAAGUUGCAGCCACAGCAGAGUUGUACAUCCCACCUUCCUCUUCAACUGAAAAUCCCACCGCUGAUGAAACAGAGGAAGUGGUUUCUGAAGUGCAGAAAGUACCUGUCCUACAGGAUGAAGAGGAACCUGAGACCACGGAAAAUUCCACAAGGGAGGAAAUUAGCACGCCUCCGCACCUCCCGUGUCUCACUGUUCAACCCAACAGAGUCCUCUGUGGGGAGCGAGAGACACUGUUCAUCAUUUUCACGCAGAAAGUAGACGAUCAGUUGGCACCAGAGGUGGAGUUUUCAUCUGGAGGUGUAGCUGUAAAAAGGGUCCCAGGCACUGUGGAGAAUGAAUACACUAUCAGUGUUGCUGCACCUGAUAUGCCUGCUGGAGUGGUAUCACUCCGCAUGCACACGGACCAUUCCUCCAUCAGCUUGACGCCUGUGACAUAUUAUACCAAUAUGGGUGAGGUCAGUCGGUAUAUUGAAAAUGCCACAGAUCCUGUUAACUUCAUCUGCCAGGCCUUCAACUUGACGUCCAAUGCAACAGAAACCCUAGACAGCAUGCUAACUGACUCCUUAAAAUCCAAAAUGCCUGCUACUAGUCUUCAGCUGUUUGGAAUUAGACAAAUUGAAGAAGAAAAUAUGGCAGCAUAUCAGCGUAAUGAGGAGCUUCCCACGCUGCUCCACUUUGCUGCUAAGUACGGUCUGAAGAAGCUGACCACCAUUCUCCUUCAAUGUCCUGGAGCUCUCCAGGCUUACAGCGUAAUGAAUAAGUAUGGAGACUACCCAAACACGCUGGCAGAGAAGAGUGGAUUCUCUGAUCUUCGACAGUUCAUGGAUGAAUUUGUUGAGACAGCCGACAUGCUCAAGUCUCACCUUGAAGACACCGUCAACACAGAGGAGAGUGCAGAGGUGUAUGAACUCAUGUCAGCGACAUCUCAAGGUAUCAUGAUGAAGUACUCGGGCUGUUCAGAGGAUAUAUACGAGUCGAUGCUCGGGAUCGACCCUGAAUGUGCAGAGGACCUAUAUGAGGUGAUGACUGCAGUAGACGAGAAUCCUGAGGAAGCCAUGCUUCGAAAGUUUUUCCAAGCAAAACCUCACAACAAUGCAGUCCAGGACUACAAUGAGGACCGCAAAAAUGAAGAAGAGACAAAAGAUGAUCACAAUGACUUGGAUCAAAUUGAUGAAGAGGAGGAUCCAUACAACCUCCUUCCAGAGGAUAUCUAUGAUAUUGUGGAUGCAAAUAGUAGCCUUAUCCCAUUAAUACAGAACCGUCCACCAGCCCCCAUCCCCAGAUCUGAGUUCAAGCCUGAGCCUGAAAGGCCUAUGACCUAUAUCUCUAGAGUAUUUUCAGAUAAAGGCACGUCCCAGAGUAGUAUGAUGGAGAUGGGAUACCCUGCAGCUCGGCCUGCGACAGAGGCUCCGACACCUGCUCAUGACCCCUAUGCUGGGAUGAAGACCCCUGGACAGAGGCAGCUCAUAUCUCUGCAGGAGAGAGUGAAAGUGGGGGAGAUUACUGUGGAUGAGGCCGUCCAAGAGUUCAAGGCCUGGCAGUUUGACCAUGAGCGGAGGGCGAAUUCCAUACGCUAUCAGCAGGAAAAUUUGAAGAAAUUACGAGACAGCAUCACCAGGCGUCACAAAGAGAGAGAGAAGACAGGAAAGGAGCUUGAAUAUGAGAUAAGUGCUCCGCUGCAGAGGAACUUGUACUGGGGCUCAAGUGUGACAUUAGAGUGUGCCGUGUAUGAGUCUGGGCCCAGAGUGGUGGCUCCACCCCCUCCUGUGGCUCAGGUUAUCCAGAGAGGAAGCUGGAAGACAGGUAGCACGUCCAGCACAUCUAGCACGGAAAGCAACAGGCUCAGCUCUCACAGCGCCUUUAGUUAUAGCAGCGGGACAGAGCCCGACUUUGAGGACACAAUAGAAAAUCUUCCUCCUCCACCACGACCUCCGCGGCCGUGUGAUUCUGCACCCGACAUUCCUCCACCCAGGGUUCCUCCACGGAUCCCAGAAAGGGUGCCAGAGAAGAUGCUUAAUGAGCGCUACAUAGCCUACCCCACUCGAGCACUUCCUCAAAGACCUACUCACAGACAAACAACCUCAGCACCCCCCAUACCUCGGCGCCUGCGGUGAUCCACACACAUCUACUUUUGCUAAAGUUGAGUUAUUUAAGAGGGACGGAUGUGUUGGACAGAAGGUGUGUUCUUCUAUAAACAACCAUUAGGAUUUAACAAAAUGAAGAAACAUGGAGAGACAGUUGUUUGUUUUUGCUUUUAUUAAUUGUAUGCAUGAGUUAGUACUUUACAGAGUAAUUCAGUCCCCAUAACAUUUCAAAGUAUCUUUGUGUACGUGGGUUUUCUGUCUUUGUUUGUCUUUGUGUAUAUGUGUCUAUGUGUGUGUGAGAGAGAUAUUUAGUUUCUAUUUCAUGGUAUGUUUUUAAUGUACUGUAACUGUAAUAAUUGUAGGACAUAAAUAAAUUCUAUGAUAUGGUAAUAAAUCUUA
Messenger RNA from Seriola aureovittata, 3122 nucleotides. RefSeq names its product phosphoinositide-3-kinase adaptor protein 1 (gene pik3ap1). Gene Ontology annotation, molecular function: phosphatidylinositol 3-kinase regulatory subunit binding; signaling receptor binding. The record is from RefSeq and is a predicted model, not a curated record. Lineage: Eukaryota; Metazoa; Chordata; Actinopteri; Carangiformes; Carangidae. Bases 153 to 2753 code for a protein of 866 amino acids. The transcript is spliced from 17 exons. Gene Ontology annotation, cellular component: cytosol.